AUGGAGAAAUACAAGUGUCCUUCCGAGACAAGCAGCGAGGCUUCAGAGCACCCCAUUAGUCCGGUUGACACGCCUGUAGCCCUCUCAAGAAGCAAAGCGCAACCGCAUCUUCUUCGAACGGUGUUGGCCACGGGCACUCCAUGCAUAAACCAGCAGACACCGCAGUCCGCGAGGACACUCCGCAUCGAGUCGCCCUGGGACACUAAGUCCAAGCUGCCGCAAGCCGAAGACCAUCCGUGGUGGUAUCCCGAGAUCUGGGGCCCAGCUAAAGACCUCCCUACGGAGUUGGCCAGCUUCCUUCGCCACCUCCCGCCCGCAGACGUCUUCCAUAACCACCGCAUCUAUAUCUUGUACGAUGAAUUUGAGAAGCCCAUAGAGAAGUAUGUAACGGUCUUGAUUGUCAUGCCGAGUGGGACGGGGGCGAGGGUCGUUUCAGGCGAGUUGUAUGACGAGGGCGCGCGGUUGGUCACGCGUCGCCAUCUCGAACGAACGCGGUACGAGGAGCUCUCGAGGGAGGAGAGGAAGAAGAUGGCCAGGGGCGAACAGUGCUGCAUCUUCUACCCUUGCAGGGUUGCGUGUUGUCCAUUGCUGCACAAUGAGGGACAGCAUCAACCCAUGGCGCCGGAGGAACUGGCGGACAAGAACCCGGCGUCCUAUGUCGUCGUCUCCGGGGAGGCGGUACGACAGUUCACGCUCGCCUCCAAGACAGAGGUCUUCUGUUGCGUCCACAGAGCGAACGAGACUAAUGCCGUUGAAUCUGACGAUGGAGAAAGAGGUGAGAGUCGCAUCUGA
This is a messenger RNA of Colletotrichum spaethianum, 792 nucleotides long. RefSeq lists its product as uncharacterized. The transcript is spliced from 2 exons. The record is from RefSeq and is a predicted model, not a curated record. Bases 1 to 792 code for a protein of 263 amino acids. Lineage: Eukaryota; Fungi; Ascomycota; Sordariomycetes; Glomerellales; Glomerellaceae.